Acomys russatus (golden spiny mouse) is the source of this 258-nucleotide messenger RNA. RefSeq names its product small integral membrane protein 2 (gene Smim2). The record is from RefSeq and is a predicted model, not a curated record. The transcript has 2 exons. Bases 1 to 258 code for a protein of 85 amino acids. NCBI's taxonomy places the organism in Eukaryota, Metazoa, Chordata, Mammalia, Rodentia, Muridae.
AUGCCAGCCAGGCUGCCUUACAGGGAGACAGAGACACGUGGCCAUGCCACUAGUGUCCCAUUCUGUUUCUGUGUGAGCUUCAUUUGUGACACCUACAUAGUCCUUGCUCGGAAUAGCAGGGUACAAAGCAGCUCUGAUCUUCACGUCACCUUUGAUGAGCUACACACCAGCACACAGAAGAACAGGAGGCCAUGCAAAAGAGGGUCCAAUCUGGUGCCAGAACAGGCAUCCUACUUGGAUCCCCCUCCUCCGUGUUGA